AUGGAGCGUCCACCCUCUGCUACUACUUCUAAGAUGUCCAUCACCGGAAGACGAGAUUACGGCAUGAAGUUUAUCGCAGAUAUGGAUGACCUCGCUAGUAGCACCAUCAAUGUCGGUUCGCAUGGGCAAUCGCCUCUAAACGGAUCUCACGAUUCGGUUAAAAUAUACGAAGGUGCUCCGUAUUGGGAGAGACAGACUGAAGUUACGAAUACCAGACACGACGAAGAGGACGACAUUGAUGAAGGAUGCCAUCCGUUCUGGACGUCAUGGUGGGAUAUGAUUAGGGGGAUGGGAUUAAUUAUCGCCGGCGCGCUUAAAAUUCCUUUUACUAUCGGGCACGGUUUAGCGAAGGCGCUGCAUUUCACCCCAACACUGUAUAACGACACCACUGUUCGGAAGUGGUUUCUGAUCACCGGUUUCCCAUCAGGAAUUGUUGCUGCCGUCCAAGCCUUUUUGUACGGGCUUCUUGAUGGCUGUACAGACUGGUUCGUGUUGCCUUACAAGGUUGCUAGAAAAGAAGGAUUCCUCGGAUUUUUUAAAGGAUUCCUACAAGGACUUGGUAGUAUAGUAUUCAAGACGCCUGCCGACAUGUCGACAACCACCGUUACCUUUGUGACGCCGAAGGCGCCCGCACCGCCGGGUCAGCCCGAUAUCUCGUAUGCUCCGGACUACGAUAAGUGGCAGGCCCGAGCGGCUCGUCGGCUUAAAGAGGGGAACUUGCCGACUACACUACCAGAAGGUUUCCCGGCGCAAUUGAAGGGGGAUUUGGUCUGGGAAGGUGAAACUGUGGCAGACACAUAUGACUGGACCUACGUUCUCAAUGACGAACAGCUUAAUGAGAUAGACCGGGCUGUAGGUCACUUUAAAGGACUGGGUUUGUCGCUGGGUCAUCUCACUGCAGAGACGUUCCCGCUCCCGAACCUCCACGCGGAACUACGCCGCCUGUCCGCAGAAUUACACAACGGGCACGGAUUCUUCGUGAUUCGUGGCCUGCGCGUCGACGACCACUCUCGGGAGGAAAACGUCAUCAUCUACGCGGGCAUUUCCGCGCACAUUGCUGCUCAGCGCGGCCGGCAGGACCACAAGUAUAACGGCCAGAAGGCUGAUGUGGUCCUCAGUCAUAUCAAAGAUUUGACCUGGUCGCAGAAUAAUGGCUCCAUCGGCAGUCCGGCCUAUACUACUGACAAGCAGGUCUUCCACACGGAUUCUGGCGAUAUAGUAUCUUUGUUUGCCCUCGAGACGUCGGCAGCGGGUGGUGCUAGCAAACUCGCGAGUACGUGGCGGGUAUAUAACGAAAUUGCUGCUACUCGUCCGGAUCUUAUCCAUACCUUGUCUCAAAGUUGGGAUAUGGAAGUAUUUGAGAAAGCUGAUAAGCAGUACGUGGAAAGGCCACUGCUGUAUCACUUCCCUGCGACGGAUUCAUCCCCGGAGCGGGUGGCCCUACAAUAUGGCCGACGAUACUUCGUCGGCUUCGGUGCUCUCCCACGCAACUCUAACAUUCCACCUAUUUCAGAGGCCCAGGCUGAAGCUCUCGAUACAAUCCAUUUCCUAGGUGAGAAGUAUUGCGUGAAUACCGACUUCCAAAAAGGAGAUAUCCAGUAUAUAAACAACCUCGCCAUCUUCCACGCGAGAGAUGGAUUUACCGACACGUUAGAGAAGCGCCGCCACCUUUUACGUUUAUGGCUGCGGGACCCAGAAAAUGCUUGGCCAACCCCUGAGGCUUGGAAGUACCGUUGGGCACAACUUUACGAAGGUGUUACACCAGAAGGACAGGUCUUUCCUCUUGAACCAUUUAUUCGUAGUGCUGGAAAUAAGGGGAGAUAA
Molecule: messenger RNA, 1824 nt
Organism: Daldinia vernicosa
Lineage: Eukaryota; Fungi; Ascomycota; Sordariomycetes; Xylariales; Hypoxylaceae
Exons: 6
Coding region: 1-1824 (607 amino acids)
Molecular function (GO): oxidoreductase activity
Source: RefSeq, a predicted model, not a curated record